UCUAUCCUCGCUAAAAAAGUAUGAGUCCUCGUUUGAUCUUCCUCCUCUCGCUGCUGGUAGCGGCGGCUAUGGUGGCCACCGCCCAGCAGUGUGAUCGCAAUCGCCCUUGUGGAGACAACAUGUGUUGCAGCCAAUGGGGCUACUGUGGAUGCUCCGCGGAUUACUGCGGCAAUGGGUGCCAAAGCCAGUGUAACUGGUGUAGCGGAGGCGGCGGAGGAGGAAAUGGCGAGGCAACGUUCUACACGGAAUACGUUCCAUCGGCUUGCUAUGGCUUCGAUCGCGGGCCCUUUCCAGCCGGAAAUUUGAUCGCGGCAGCCAGCCCCGAUAUCUUCAAUGGCCUCUGCGGCGCCUACUUCGAUAUCACUUGCAAGGGCGCGGUCUCUGGCGCUGGAGGAUGCCGGUCGAACGACGCUACAGUCACCGUCCGGGUCGUGGAUCUCUGCCCGGGCUGUCACGCUAAUUCCUUCGAUCUCUCUUACGAAGCCUUCACCCGCAUCGCGAAUCCGGAUGUUGGGCGAAUCCGGAUCUUCUCCCAGAGGAAGAAUGGGGCGGGAAUUGGCCAGGAAUUCAUCGCCCAAGUGGUCGGAUCGACAAACUCCACCCAAGAGCCCAGUAAACGCUGAAUUUUCACUAAUUGGUAAUUUUCUUUUCCAUUUACCUCUAACUCUUAGUAAUUCUUACCUCCACGAAAUGAAAAAGGGUUGGUCCAGGGGGAGAGGGAGAGGGUUGGUUCCUCUAGUGUUUGGUAGGACUACCUCCAUACACCACCCACUUCUUCAAAUUGCUGGAAUAUAUAUUGUAGUUCAAAAGAUUUGUAUAGAAAACUAGAUUAAAAACAAAAUAGUAUUUGUCCACAGUAA
Selaginella moellendorffii is the source of this 860-nucleotide messenger RNA. Its product is annotated as EG45-like domain containing protein. Gene Ontology annotation, biological process: systemic acquired resistance. Gene Ontology annotation, cellular component: cell wall; apoplast. The record is from RefSeq and is a predicted model, not a curated record. The transcript is spliced from 2 exons. Bases 21 to 623 code for a protein of 200 amino acids. Lineage: Eukaryota; Viridiplantae; Streptophyta; Lycopodiopsida; Selaginellales; Selaginellaceae. Gene Ontology annotation, molecular function: chitin binding.